UCGUCUGCGAUUUGUGGGGUUGACGGCGGAAACCCAAAUCACAUUUUUAGGUGAUCAAACCAGAAUUUCCCGUGUUCAAGGAAAUCUACGUCGAUUGUUUUUCUCUCUAAAAAGAGGAAAUGAAGUGAGGGUGAAGAAUAUACUUAACGUGCGCGGUGCUGGAGUGAAGGUAUCACUGAGGAGGAGCGGAGACAAUUUCUUACAAAAUCGUCCGGCGCGCGCCAUGGCGCCAGCCGGGACCCUACCGAGGACUGCUCGGACUCGCGCCCUCCGGAGAGCCCUCUUCGUGUCCGUGGCCUUUGUUCUCUGCUACGUUAUUUCAAGGACCACGCAAUCUUUAUCUUCGGAGCCCUUCAGAAGGCCCGUGUCCAUGACGCGGCAUCUUCUGCAAUCCGAAACAUCUGCCGAUGAAACAGAAGCCCAGCCGACAUCUUCCACAACCAACACCACGGAACCUGACGAAAGUGACGUCGAAAGUCCCGAAGAACCUUCGCCAACUUCUCCACCUCAGGUUACCCACUCGAAAGUAAAAGCACCAGGCAAAAAUGACACGAAAACCACAGGGACGACGAAGAAGCCUAGCGAAACGAAGCCAGACGAAUCAAAACCGAAGACACCCGAAGACGAGUCGAAGGUUGCCGAACGGACCCAUGCGGUAGUACACCCUAAAGUUAAAGAAGUAGGGCGAAAACUCAAGGAAAAGAUGCUGGAAAAACAAGGAAAGGCGUCGAAUACGACGUCCGCAACGACGGAAAAGAACACCACUGGAGCGACGACGGCUGGCAACACUGAGGCCACAACUUCUGCUAAAAAUGUGACUGAGAAAGCGGACGAAGAAUACUGCAUUCCACCAGCGUACAAGGAAUUUCCUCCGGACCUGAUGUCCCACGACACUCGCGCUCGUGGCGGCGUUUGGGUGCACAUUCUGGUCGUGCUGUACAUGUUCUACGCACUGGCUGUCGUCUGCGACGACUACUUCGUCGCUUCCUUAGAAGAGUGCUGCUCCCGCCUGAACCUGUCAAAAGAUGUUGCUGGUGCCACAUUUAUGGCGGCCGGAAGUUCAGCACCGGAACUCUUCACUGCCAUAUUAGGAGUAUUGAUUGCUAAGGGUGACGUGGGCACAGGAACCAUUGUGGGCUCGGCCGUGUUCAAUGUGCUCUUUGUCAUCGGCAUCUGCGGUAUUUUUGCAGGAAAGGAAGUUCCAGUCACGUGGUGGCCUUUAUUCCGCGACUCCAUCUUCUAUGCCUUCAGCGUCGUCGUGCUCAUACUGGUGAUCUUCGACAGCCAGGUCACCUGGUACGAGUCGCUCAUCAUGCUUCUAUUAUACGGUCUCUACAUCACUCUCAUGAAAUACAACAGCGCCAUCCAUCGGUGGAUAGCGACGACAUUUCACAUCCAAGAGAACGAUCUUCAACCAGCAAUGGGCCUCACAGCCGCGGGAUACGACAGCAAGAAUUACAGUUCCUACGUUCCGUUCAACAAUGAAAUCGACGACUUUUCGCGACAGUCUUCAGUUCCGGCGCGACCCCUGGAUGAAAUCAUACGCGACCUCCAACGACGACCGACUCUGUACGAAGCCGCCCUUCGGAUGAUGAUGACCCGUUACUUCCGGCCACGAACGCGCUUCUGGGCCGCAGCCAAACGGGUGACCCACGAGUACAAGACAAUACGACGUGGUCCGAUGCGUCAGCAGCUGCCAUCCCAGACCUCCAUAGAUCCGUCCGAUUUCGCCCGAUAUGGAAAAAGUAACAGCGUUGACAUCGCCUUAUCUUCAGAUGCCGAGUGGAAGAGGCUCCCUAGACUACACGACGGUCCGGUGUCCAUCUGCAAGUGGAUCGUACAAGCUCCGUUGCUGGCAACGCUUCACUACAGCGUACCCGACUGCCGCACGGCGGCGGGCAAGAAGCUGUUCAUCGUCAGUUUCCUCAUGUCCAUCUUCUGGACGGCAGCCUUCUCUUACGUCAUGGUGUGGAUGGUCACCCUGAUUGGGUACACCAUGGGUAUUCCUGACAGCAUUAUGGGAAUCACCUUCCUCGCUGCCGGCACCAGUAUUCCAGACGCAUUUGCCAGUCUCCUCGUCGCCAAGCAAGGUCAAGGCGAUAUGGCGAUAGCCAACAGCAUCGGUAGCAACGUCUUUGACAUUUUAAUAGGACUGGCGCUCCCAUGGCUCAUACAGACUGGAAUGGUAGAGCCUGGUUCAAUUGCAUAUAUUAACAGCGGCGGGUUAGUCUGGUCGGUUGUGCUGUUGUUCCUCACCAUCGUUAUUACAAUCUACGCGAUCCAUCGCAGCCUGUGGCUGCUCACACCCCGGCUGGGAGUCUUCCUCCUGGUCGUGUACGUCAUCUUCCUCGUCUUCUGCAGUGCCGUCGAGUUCAACCUCCUGGGUUACGUCAACCCGCCUAUGUGUGACGAAUGAGCACACCCAUGGUGAAAGUACUCUGUCAACGCUGUAUGAGCUUCGUCAGCCAAUGUUUAGCCUCUCGGCGUUCAGUGUUCAUGUGUGUGGAGGUCUCACAGGUUGUGACUUACGAUGCCACAACCUGCCAGCCGAAUGAUGGCGUGCUAAUGUUAAGCCGGCCAGCAUAACGGCUUGUCUUCGAGUUGGUGAUUCCAUACUCGAGUUGUCCAUACCGUGUCUCUGUUUCCUUUUGGCAAAAAAAUUAGGACAGUAAAUGUCGGUCAAAAUAAAACCGAAACAAAGACGAUUCGGCCGAUAUAGGAAAUGCGGAAAAUAUCGCAUUGACAAAUCGCCUCUAGGUUUCCGACAAUUUAAAGCGCCACUCAAAAAAAAAAAAAAAAAAGAGACAUCUAUAUUAUUUUCUGUGAAAAACGAAAAAAAAAAUGCCGUUUGUGCUUUGUAGGAACUGGCUGUUCUUCAUAAGUUUCGGUUUCGAGUUAAGUGACGUCAUCAUGCGCGUUCGUCUCCUAGAGACGGCGCUCGUGAGCAACAGUGUUGCCAGGCGGGAUUCAGAUCGUACGUCAAUCAUACCGUUUUAUUAUGAGAAAUUAAAAUUUUAUGUAACUCCCGCGUCACAUUGGACAGACGAGAUUUUGCGAGAACAGCAAUGCGAGACAUGCGGGACUCAGUGACAUGAAUUAAGUAGGUUUCUGCUCGUUGUGCGAUUACCCGAGUUUCGUCGCUUCGAGUCCUGCACGCUAGUUACGAUGAAUAUUUAACCACAUAUAUCGUUAUCAAGCUAGUUCACAUUCAUGGAACACAUCUUACAUUCAUGACACGCAUUUCGGACAACCUUGAUGUGGAGUAAAAAAAAAAAAAAAACAUCAAUUUCUGCUUCUUUAUCAUGCGCAUCCCAAAGUCAUGUCUUCGCACCGUAGUGUUCAUGUUCAUCCGCGACAGCGCUGGGCGUGUCAAGAAAAAAACGUGAGGUUCCCAGAGCUGCAAGAAAGUAAUAGACCUCCCCCUGUUUGUAAACAAAUGACGUCAUAGUGUUCGACAGCGCCACCAAUUUGGUAGAGUUGAAGUACGCUGAAAGCUAGUGGGCGAGCAAGGUCGCACCCGAAAGCCACGGUCUUGAGGGGAUUACGAUGGUCUCUGAAAGGGACGCAACCUUCGGUCCUACUUUUCUUUCAAUAGGAGGCAGCGAACAAGUGUCCAUUCGGGGAACCCAGCUUUCCCCUUCAGAUUUGUUUCGGUUUCAGUCUGUCUACCAACGUGAUGGUGACGUUUCUCGGGUAAAGAUCUAUAAGAACUCUCCGGAUGUCUGCUCUGGCACAGAGGUGUAAUUCGGCGGCCCUUCAGUUAUUCAUAGCUGGUGAGUUGCUAGCAGACGACGGCCCAUAUCGUGCUGCCGCCUAGGAGCAGCGCUAGGUGCAGUGCUGGACGAAACAUCGUGUUCCGUAAACUUUUCUACAGCACUGUACCAAACACUUGCUGUACCUUCGGUUUGUUGAACAGCUCGGAAAGUGCACGUUUUUGCAUAACAUAUACAAGUACCAACUACCCCUUAUUCCCUGGUGUACCACAUUAUAAUCUGCAGCGUUUUCUUGCACACAACACACAUCCGUUGCACACCUAUGCCGAAGCGGAUGUUUCAGUUGCUGUUACCUUCUUGCAGCUGUGACAACCUCGACGUAGACAGUAUUCUCAGGUUCAGAGUCAAAGGUAGUAGCCGCUUGUAAAGGGUAUUUAACCGCCAAUCCUUUUUGCCAUAUGAAAUCAAAGUAGGCAUCAAUCCGGCCUUCUAUUAUUUGUGAAUAUGUCAGUCAUCGUGAGACUCGAAAAUCAAAACUGUUAUGCCAUCCACUGCGCAUGUAGUUGGACAAAGUGUUUUUGCAUCUAAGGUGCAGUGAACUGAUAGCUUUCGUGCUCGUACAAGUGUCUUUCCCGGAGGUGUUCUGCCGAUACAACCCACACAAUCAUACUGGAAACCACGCACUUAACAAUCACGCCCACUGCACUGUAGCAGUGAUGCAAUAAUUUGUAGCACGCAAACGCAAUCAAAUGUUCGAUGCAAACAAGAAUCUAAUACAAUCGUCUCCACAAGAGAUGCUUGACAGCUCUUCUGUGGUGAUUAUAACUCGUCAGCGCAGAUUAUCCAUAGUAGUGUGGAGGCAAUGGAAUUAUCCAAAGUACCUUCGACGCAAUAGCAUAAUGCGUAAAGCCCAAACCGGUAACGUCUGUAGCUCGCUCAGACUUCUGAGCUGUUGAGCUCUGGACUUCUACUCAAAAUACCCCACCUUCACUAAGGUUAACACCCCAAAUUCAUCAAAUAACCAUGGGAAGAAAUCAUUUUCCGUGUAUUCACACGAGCGACGUACUCACGGAAGAUUCUAGCGGAAGAAAAGAGCGAAAUCACUGCUUACAGAGCCGAAGUUCCAUCCCGCGUUGUGUUGAGCAUUCAUACGGUGCGGAAUACCGGGAGUGGCGUAUUGCGCAUUUAGCAGACGACACUUAGCAGACGACGCCAUCAGCGUCUUUUCCUGUCGUCUGCUACGGAAUAUCUUGUGGCUGUGGCGCAGGAUAUUCCCCACGGUUAGCAGUGUACGUGUGAAGACACGACGCUGAGCGCUCGCGCUAACGUGACAGCAGAAAGCUAUGACGUUUUUCGCAUCUUCCGCUUCCGCCAGAUACUGUAAUCCGUCAUACUCACUGUGCUUCUGGACCGAGCUGGAACGUUCUACAGACAUCCAGGUGACAUUGUUUUAAGGCACCACAAGUAUCAAAGUGUCACGACCCCUUUAACUAACUACAGAACUUUCAUGCUAGAGCCAUUUAUAUCCCGACAUUUUGCCGACCACCGACGAUCCAUUUUUAGGCUUAGAUGGACAAUCUAGAUCUUUGGCAAUAGAAAUGACAAAUAGUGGUCGACGAUAGAGCAAGUACUUUCACUAGAACUCAGUUCUAGUGCUCCAUGUCACCUAGCAAACUUCAAUCGAAACACAAUCACUCACGAACAAUGCGCGUCAUUUCAUUUAAGAAAUAGCGCGAUUACCUUUCCUGUCCAGACAGUGCGAGAAUAUUAAAUGUGACGUCUGAGUCUUUGUAAGGGGUUUUUGUUACGCGGAGCGCCGAUUGGUUGCGUUCCGUGACGCCACGAGCCUCCUCCAAUGAAGGCUCAGCGUGACAUUAAGACACGUGACAGGCGUCUUAGUGCGUGAAACUAACCACGGCGCAUCUCCCGUAAGAACACGAUACUACUUACUACUACUAUACUAUACUACUACUAUAUACUUUGCUACGACAAUACUAUUUCAAUGUACUGGCGAGAGUGCUUCGGCAGAACACCUCUUCGAACCAACCUUCCUGUUAUCCAAGGUCUUUCAUUUUUGCUGUGCCAAUCCUCAGAGUUGGUAAAGAUAAGAUAAUGCUGCAAAGUAAAUGUCUAAAAACAAAUCGUGAUAUUGCAUACUGCUGGGCUUUCAGGGCGGUGGGAACUGCCACCCAAUAUAGAUAGACAUUUAAAGUCAAAGAUUAGAUACAUAUAUAUAUCUAUAUACAUAUGUAAUGAUAAUAAGGUUGCACAGAUUGAAACUGGGAGGAUUUUUAAACAUUCAAUAGCUGUACCGUGAGAGUUCCUGACGUAUUCGUAGAGUGUAUCCUUAUCAGCUGUACUGGUUCAAGGUACAAAACCCAUUCACACAAAAAUUAGUUUUUUUUUUAUGCAUUAACUUAGCCGGGGAACCUCACAGUGCUCUUUAGGAACGUCUUCUACACCGUCUGGAAAAGGAACUGUAAAGUUACUGAAUUUUUUUUUUUUUUAAUGCUUCGACAGUACCCUUGUAGCAGUAGUUCGAACGAUAAAAGCUUCUGAUACAGGAGCAAGCUGUCAAAAUAUACAGUGAAUAUGAUGGGUACGGAUAUGUGCUUUUCGUAGAACUUUCCCGGAUAGUACAGUUACACGCAUAAUACUUUCCGCAUUCCACGUAAACUGUACCAUCGAGGUUUCCGUCGUACGGGACGUGCCACCUAAGCUGUACAACCUUACGAUGGGAUACGGGGCGGUCACCCGUAUAGCUCCCGUAUAGGAUCCUCCCUCGGUUCCCAAACGUUAUUCGCGGAUUUUAGAACCGUGAUGGCAAUACUGCUUUCCGUAAUACUUUUUUCCCGGCGGUGUAAGAUCACCUGACCAGUGCUAUGUGUGUGCAUGCGUGUGUGUGUGUGUGUGUGUGUAAUACGGAUAAGUACGGCUAUAUAGACCCAUUAUUUCUUCUAGAGAAGUGACCGAGAGAAAUAGAAUUUUUGGUGCAUAUUGAUAUUGUUGUAAUAAAAGCAAACGUUUUAUUCUA
This is a messenger RNA of Ornithodoros turicata, 6747 nucleotides long. Its product is annotated as sodium/potassium/calcium exchanger 4-like. Bases 224 to 2416 code for a protein of 730 amino acids. Gene Ontology annotation, cellular component: plasma membrane. Gene Ontology annotation, molecular function: calcium, potassium:sodium antiporter activity; calcium channel activity. Gene Ontology annotation, biological process: intracellular calcium ion homeostasis; calcium ion transmembrane transport. The record is from RefSeq and is a predicted model, not a curated record. Lineage: Eukaryota; Metazoa; Arthropoda; Arachnida; Ixodida; Argasidae. The transcript is spliced from 16 exons.